GGAAAAGGGAGGCAGCGCGAGAGAGCCGGGCAGAGUCCGAACCGACAGCCAGAAGCCCGCACGCACCUCGCACCAUGAGAUGGCGACGCGCCCCGCGCCGCUCCGGGCGUCCCGGCCCCCGGGCCCAGCUCCCCGGCCCCGCCGCCCGCUCGCCGCUGCCGCUGCUGCCACUACUGCUGCUGCUGGGGACCGCGGCCCUGGCGCCGGGGGCGGCGGCCGGCGACGAGGCGGCUCCCGCGGGGGCCUCGGUGUGCUACUCGUCCCCGCCCAGCGUGGGAUCGGUGCAGGAGCUAGCUCAGCGCGCCGCGGUGGUGAUCGAGGGAAAGGUGCACCCGCAGCGGCGGCAGCAGGGGGCACUCGACAGGAAGGCGGCGGCGGCGGCGGGCGAGGCAGGGGCGUGGGGCGGCGAUCGCGAGCCGCCAGCCGCGGGUCCACGGGCGCUGGGGCCGCCCGCCGAGGAGCCGCUGCUCGCCGCCAACGGGACCGUGCCCUCCUGGCCCACCGCCCCGGUGCCCAGCGCCGGCGAACCCGGAGAGGAGGCGCCCUAUCUGGUGAAGGUGCACCAGGUGUGGGCGGUGAAAGCCGGGGGCUUGAAGAAGGACUCGCUGCUCACCGUGCGCCUGGGGACCUGGGGCCACCCCGCCUACCCCUCCUGCGGGAGGCUCAAGGAGGACAGCAGGUACAUCUUCUUCAUGGAGCCCGACGCCAACAGCACCAGCCGCGCGCCGGCCGCCUUCCGAGCCUCUUUCCCCCCUCUGGAGACGGGCCGGAACCUCAAGAAGGAGGUCAGCCGGGUGCUGUGCAAGCGGUGCGCCUUGCCUCCCCGAUUGAAAGAGAUGAAAAGCCAGGAAUCGGCUGCAGGUUCCAAACUGGUCCUUCGGUGUGAAACUAGUUCUGAAUACUCCUCUCUCAGAUUCAAGUGGUUCAAGAAUGGGAAUGAAUUGAAUCGAAAAAACAAACCACAAAAUAUCAAGAUACAAAAAAAGCCAGGGAAGUCAGAACUUCGCAUUAACAAAGCAUCACUGGCUGAUUCUGGAGAGUAUAUGUGCAAAGUGAUCAGCAAAUUAGGAAAUGACAGUGCCUCUGCCAAUAUCACCAUCGUGGAAUCAAAUGAGAUCAUCACUGGCAUGCCAGCCUCAACUGAAGGAGCAUAUGUGUCUUCAGAGUCUCCCAUUAGAAUAUCAGUGUCAACAGAAGGAGCAAAUACUUCUUCAUCUACAUCUACAUCCACCACUGGGACAAGCCAUCUUGUAAAAUGCGCGGAGAAGGAGAAAACUUUCUGUGUGAAUGGAGGCGAGUGCUUCAUGGUGAAAGACCUUUCAAACCCCUCGAGAUACUUGUGCAAGUGCCAACCUGGAUUCACUGGAGCAAGAUGUACUGAGAAUGUGCCCAUGAAAGUCCAAAACCAAGAAAAGCAUCUUGGGAUUGAAUUUAUGGAGGCGGAGGAGCUGUACCAGAAGAGAGUGCUCACCAUAACCGGCAUCUGCAUCGCCCUCCUUGUGGUCGGCAUCAUGUGUGUGGUGGCCUACUGCAAAACCAAGAAACAGCGGAAAAAGCUUCAUGACCGUCUUCGGCAGAGCCUUCGGUCUGAACGAAACAAUAUGAUGAACAUUGCCAAUGGGCCUCACCAUCCUAACCCACCCCCCGAGAAUGUCCAGCUGGUGAAUCAAUACGUAUCUAAAAACGUCAUCUCCAGUGAGCAUAUUGUUGAGAGAGAAGCAGAGACAUCCUUUUCCACCAGUCACUAUACUUCCACAGCCCAUCACUCCACUACUGUCACCCAGACUCCUAGCCACAGCUGGAGCAACGGACACACUGAAAGCAUCCUUUCCGAAAGCCACUCUGUAAUCAUGAUGUCAUCCGUAGAAAACAGUAGGCACAGCAGCCCAACUGGGGGCCCAAGAGGACGUCUUAAUGGCACAGGAGGCCCUCGUGAAUGUAACAGCUUCCUCAGGCAUGCCAGAGAAACCCCUGAUUCCUACCGAGACUCUCCUCAUAGUGAAAGGUAUGUGUCAGCCAUGACCACCCCGGCUCGUAUGUCACCUGUAGAUUUCCACACGCCAAGCUCCCCCAAAUCGCCCCCUUCGGAAAUGUCUCCACCCGUGUCCAGCAUGACGGUGUCCAUGCCUUCCAUGGCGGUCAGCCCCUUCGUGGAAGAAGAGAGACCUCUACUUCUCGUGACACCACCGAAGCUGCGGGAGAAGAAGUUUGACCAUCACCCUCAGCAGUUCAGCUCCUUCCACCACAACCCCGCGCAUGACAGUAACAGCCUCCCCGCUAGCCCCUUGAGGAUAGUGGAGGAUGAGGAGUAUGAGACGACCCAGGAGUAUGAGCCAGCCCAAGAGCCUGUUAAGAAACUCGCCAAUAGCCGGCGGGCCAAAAGAACCAAGCCCAAUGGCCACAUUGCUAACAGAUUGGAAGUGGACAGCAACACAAGCUCCCAGAGCAGUAACUCAGAGAGUGAAACAGAAGAUGAAAGAGUAGGUGAAGAUACGCCUUUCCUGGGCAUACAGAACCCCCUGGCAGCCAGUCUUGAGGCAACACCUGCCUUCCGCCUGGCUGACAGCAGGACUAACCCAGCAGGCCGCUUCUCGACACAGGAAGAAAUCCAGGCCAGGCUGUCUAGUGUAAUUGCUAACCAAGACCCUAUUGCUGUAUAAAACCUAAAUAAACACAUAGAUUCACCUGUAAAACUUUAUUUUAUAUAAUAAAGUAUUCCACCUUAAAUUAAACAAUUUAUUUUAUUUUAGCAGUUCUGCAAAUAGAAAACAGGAAAAAAAACUUUUAUAAAUUAAAUAUAUGUAUGUAAAAAUGUGUUAUGUGCCAUAUGUAGCAAUUUUUUACAGUAUUUCAAAACGAGAAAGAUAUCAAUGGUGCCUUUAUGUUAUGUUAUGUCGAGAGCAAGUUUUGUACAGUUACAGUGAUUGCUUUUCCACAGUAUUUCGGCAAAACCUCUCAUAGAUUCAGUUUUUGCUGGCUUCUUGUGCAUUGCAUUAUGAUGUUGACUGGAUGUAUGAUUUGCAAGACUUGCACCUGUCCCUCUGUUUGCUUGUAGUAGCACCCGAUCAGUAUGUCUUGUAAUGGCACAUCCAUCCAGAUACGCCGCUCUUGUGUAUGAAGUUUUCUUUGCUUUCAGAAUAUGAAAUGAGUUGUGUCUACUCUGCCAGCCAAAGGUUUGCCUCAUUGGGCUCUGAGAUAAUAGUAGAUCCAACAGCAUGCUACUAUUAAAUACAGCAAGAAACUGCAUUAAGUAAUGUUAAAUAUUAGGAAGAAAGUAAUACUGUGAUUUAAAAAAAAACUAUAUUAUUAAUCAGAAGACAGCUUGCUCUUACCAAAAGGAACUCUCAUUUACUUUAUUUGAAUUUAUUUUUCUUGACAAAAAGCAACAGUUUUAGGGAUAGCUUAGAAAAUGGGUUCUGGCUUGCUAUCAGGGUAAAUCUGACACCUUACAAGAGGACUCAAUGUCACUUUCUCUCUGGGGGAAUGAUCCAGCAGCUUAUCUAGUUGACGAUCAAACCACGGCUGAUAAAGGUGCAAUCAUUUCUGACUUGUAUUUUUCACUGAUUUUGAAGCUAGUGAUUGGUUGUGUCUUCUUGGCUCAAAAAGAAGCAUAUUACGGCACAAAAAGCCCAGCCCAGACAGCACAUGCAGCAUUUUGUCUGAAAUACUUCUAGAGUCAAACAUGCCUGCUGUACAUAGCGGUGACUUGUCAUCAUAGGGAAGUAUUUCCAUCAUAGAGUGUUCAGAAGGAGUGACUGUAUAGGUGGAGAGAAGCUUAGUGACUAGGUUGAAAUUUUAAAAUGUGGAUGACUACCCCUUUCUCCCUCUUAUUUUUCUUUUAUUUUUCCAUGUUGCCUUGAUCAGGUCAUAACUAUGCAUGAACAUUUUUUAUCAGGAAUGGCCGAUGUGUAUGUGAUUUGUAAUCACAAGUAAUGAUUCAUCAGGAAAUGUCGAUCCUGUUGGAAGACAGUGACCCCCACCUCUGUCCUGACCUCUCCAUUUACAGGCUCUCUCACCCAUUUCCCCCACCUCCUUUAAUUUUUGCUUUACUGUCAUAAAGUAGGACUAAGAUUGGUCUAAGCAUUGCAUGUUCUCUUGUGAUGGUAAAUCCAAAGGAAGGCCUGUAAGUAUUAACAUUUGAAAUAACUGCUAAUUCAGGAAAAUGGAAGAAAAACAAUUAUUUGAAACACAGAACCCAUUUCAUGGCCUGCCUGAUAUCCGUGAAAUCAGGGCUGGAGCUUUACUUAGGAUUCACGUGGCCUCCUAGGAACCGUGGGAUAAAUGGGAAACAGGUUAUCGGGGAGUUCAUGAAGUCAGUGAGAGUAAUUGCUUCUUUCUUGCGGGUGAACUGAAUGUAUUUCUUCACCAAAUCUUGAUGUUAACAAUUAAAAAGAAGAAAUGACAUGCAAGUAGGUCUUAGCAGAAAAAUGCAGGCUGGUCAUCAGUCAUGUUGUUACGCUCCCACAUGCUCCUACAAUCCACAGAGAUGCCUGUCUGCAGGUUCUUGAAGUUACUGUUAGUAUUUGGUAUCUCAAAUUUUCUGUCACUGUUCACAUGCCACUUUCUCUGUGCUCAGUGGUAUCCUCAUUUGCUUUUUAACCUACACUGAGGAGCCUUUGUCAAGUUGCAAUGAUUUUCCAAUUCUGCAGUCAUGAGUAAGCUCACAGCAUGGGGAAGAAGACAGUCAGUCCAAUGAAGUUCUCUAAAUUAUUUUAACAUUGCCUUUGAAGGCCUUGACUCAUCCUUAGCUAUUUCAAUAAAGAAGUUCCUACCAUGAAUUUAAAACCCUAAAAAUUCUGUUUCAAAUUCUUCGGGCAUUGGGGUACUCAGAUGUCCCAUCGUGGAAGAAUUUUAAGAAUAAAUAGAAGUUUCUGUUGAGAACCAUGAGCGACAUGUUUCUUAAAAUGAGAAUUGCUAUGCAUUUUUAAAUUGCAAAUAUAUAUGAAAAUCGAAGACGGGAGGAAAUUGUAUUUCUAACUUGAUUCUGAUCAUUCACAGAGGUGGCAUAUUAUUAUAGUUGGGACGUCCUUUGCACCCUUGAUAAAAAAGGCCAACUGACUGCUCAGCGCCACCUGCCAAGGCCACUAGAUUUUUGUUCACAGGGAUAUCUCUGUGACGCUUGUCACAUCACUCUCGACCACCUCUGUUAAUCAAUUCCGGCAGUGCAGUGGUGAUCGGAGUGUGAACCUAUGUUCCCAGCAUAUGGAAAGCUAUCUUGGGUUUUAAGGUGGUAGAAAUUGCCCAGGAGUUUGACAGCAACUUUGUUUCCCGGGUCUAAAAUCGUAUCCCACUGAGGUGUAUGCAGUGGAGCAUAAUACAUGCAAAUACAUGCAAAACUCCUUUUGUUUCACCUAAGAUUCACUUUCUAUCUUACUUUCCCUUCCUGCCUAGUAUGACUUUUGCCCCCAAGAGUGCCUGGACAGCAUUCAAGUUUCUACGAAAUGAUCCUCUGUGUAGGUGAAUGUGUCCCAAACCUGCUAUCUCUUUCUUGUUUCAGUGUGACUGUCUUGUUAGAGGUGGAGUUUAUCCAGGGUAACUUGCUCAGUAACUAUUCCUUUUUAUGGCCUGGGGUUAAAGGGCGCAUGGCUCACAUUGGUGAAAAUAAGGAAGGCCUGGUCUUAUCUUGUAUUAAUAAUACUGGCUGCAUUCCACCAGCCAGAGAUUUCUAUCUGCGAAGACCUAUGAAACACUGAAGAGAAAUGUAGGCAGAAGGAAAUGGCCACAUACCACAAGUUCUAUUAUAUAUUCUUUUGUAAAUACAUAUUGUAUAUUACUUGGAUGUUUUCUUAUACCAUUUACUGUCUUUAUGAGUUAAUGUCAGUUUUUACUCUCUCAACUUACUAUGUAACAUUGUAAAUAACAUAAUGUCCUUUAUUAUUUAUAUUUAAGCAUCUAACAUAUAAAGUUGUUUUCAUAUAAGUUUAAGAUAAAUGUCAAAAAUAUAUGUUCUUUUGUUUUUCUUUGCUUUAAAAUUAUGUAUCUUUUCCUUUUCUUUUUUUUAAGAAUAAUUUAUUGUUGAGGAGAAAGAAUGUAUAUGUAACUGAAACUAUCUGAAGAAUGCACAUUGAAGGCCGUGAGGUACUGAUAAACUAAAGAAUUUAUUAUUCAAAAUACUAAGCAAUAAGUAAUUGUGAUUUAUUUAAAGUUUUGUCCAUUUUCCAUGAAAGACAUACUGCAAUAAAAAUGCUACUCUGUGGAGACCUGGGAGUGUUGCUCAGCAGACUACAGCUUCAGUCUGUUAGACCAGCACCUUUCAUCUCAUUCCUAUAGUUGUGCUAAUUUAGGAUUGUGUUCCAUGGACCCCAUGAUCACCAUGUCUAUAAGUUGCUUCUUGUCUGUCCAUUGCUUUUGCCACACCACCUGUUCUCAAAUCAUCUCCUCCCUACCAAUACUGUUUAUCACUUUCUUCCUUGUUGAAAAGGCCACACAACCAAACUGUACUAUGAUUCCUUUUUCCUCCAUACACAAUAACAGAGAGAGAAUAUUCUAGGGCAUGACUGCCUGGAUCCUGGCUGUUGCUAUGUUUUGUAGUGACAGUAAGAAACUCCUUCAGACUAAUGAAAAUGUCAACGUGCCAUUCAAUCACGAAAGGCAACGAAAAAUGCUUUCAUGGUUCAAGUAGUCCAAUGGCCCAUAGUGGCCUAAAAGGCAGCCAGUUGACACCUGGCCAUGCUAAGCUUCCCUAUAGCAUCUGCUAAUUGACUUUCCAUUGGGCCCACGAUUUAUGGAUUCACAAUUUUAAAAGAGGAGAAGGCCAAGUUGGGUUCAUUCCCCUUAUUCUGUCAAUAAAACAAAUCAAACUCCUGUCUAUCUAACUGCUCAGGGAGGAGCCUUUGCAUGAGAAAAUUCUCAUAUUCUAAGACUGAGUCAUAGAAAUGAGGGUAUUACUUGUCUUAUUGCAAUUAACCUAAACAAAAGCCAUAUUUUAACAAAUAGAUAUUUGCAUGGUACCUUUCAUAUAUUUCAAGCAUUUCAGUCAUUAUUGCAGGUAGGUUAAGAGCUUCUGAAGUAUAUGGAGUAGAGGUCAGCAAUCCUUUGGGAUGAACAGUGGCCUCCGUUGGAGUUUGGGGGUAACCUGAGACUUCCCACCAAUGUCCACCUCCAUCUAUGUACCCAAUUCCUACUACCUAGUUACGGCUCCUCUAGGAUCAUUUCCAAACACUCUGGAUGUCCAGGAAAUUUAAAUUGUAGUUUUUGACUGAGCUAGUUUUUCCUAUUUAUAUGAAUACAUUUUCAAAAAUGCUUGAAAUCUUCACAUUUGCAACAACUUUAGUUCGCAUGCACAUACAAACACAUAGACAAAAAUUCCAGACACUCUCCAAAAGCCACCACACUCUUUCACUUGCUCUGUAGUCAUUUAGCCAAUCAGCCAUGCAGAGAAUAUUUAAAACUUAAAGAUUGAGACGUUAUUCUCAGUUUUUGCUGAGGCUUUGUACCCAAAUUGAACACUAUAAGCAGCUAUCAUAGUAAUUUUGGUUAAAAUUGUUUGCCUGGGAUAUAGUAUUUGAGGCAGAAGCACGUGUGAAGGAGGUGAGGUGGUUUGGAAAGCGUGAAGACUCACAUGCAGCCAGAUUGAAUGUCUGGGUAAUUACUAUAGUUCUCCCUUCUUGGUUGAAACCAUGUUCUCUCUUGAUUUUCAAACCCAGGCUGCCUCUGGAAACAAGCAAACCUGAGUCUUUCUAACCUGAGUCUUCCCAAUCAUUAGAUUUUUCUGUCCUAACAAUGAAUGACAAAGGGACUUGAUGUUCACAAUUUGGGGUUAAAUAAGGCAGGUCUGAAAUCUGGGGACUCAAGAUGCUGGAAGGAGUGGAAAGUUUCGAUGACUUUAUAUGAAUCCCUUUGCACUCUAUGUUUGGCUUGUCCUCUUUGAAACUGAUUUAACAAAAUAAAUGUAAGGGAACUAUUACUCAAAAGAUUAACUUGGCAGGAAAUACCAAUACUUUCAGUUUAUGAAAGACAAAACCGUCUUGUUGCUACAAGAAGCUGCAAUAUUCCUAACUUUUAAGGUUGUUGUUGAGUAGGGUGGCCAUGCCCUCCCCUACAGGUAUCUUUAGGUUCCUGUUGACCUCCUGGUACUAUAACUGUUCGUCUUCUCUGGGUAGCUAUUGAUUUUGAACUUUAAUGUGCUUCAAAACUUUAUCUGCCAGGGAAAUAGGAAAAGAGUUUUGUUACCUGGAGGAAAUCUAUUGUGAUCUACCUGGGCUUUUUAAAAACAGACCAGGAGAAGGAAACCAGUAAUUUUUAAAGAAGAGUCAGAGAAUGGGAUAAUAGUUUCACCCAGGAUCUCCUUCCAACUCUUUCCCUUCAAAUGAACUUAUUGGAAUAGAAUUGGAAAGAAGAAAGGACAUCUCUGCCCACCCCACAGGAUGCCAAAAAGGCUAAAGAAUUACCUCUGUAGAUUUAAACAUCGUUAAUGGCUUAUGUAUAGAUUUGCUAAUAUAGAGAGAAAUGAACUAUUAAAUAAAAAUCACAUUUUAUAAUAUUUUUAUGGCUUAAAACAUCCUUUAUCUCAUUUUGGUUCUCUCUACAUGAUAUGGUAAGUGAUGAGGAAAAUUUAGGCUCAGGAAGGUUAAAAUCUUUCUUGGAGUUACACAUCUAAGACAGCUGCAGAGCUGACACUUGUACCCAGGUUUUCUGACUGCAAAUCCAGUUUCUUUCUAUUGUGUUCUUCCCCUUUCCCUGCCUCAAGCAGAAACAGGUUUUUUGUUUUCAACCUUUGUGUAUACAGUAUGUUACAUCUACAGCUAAGUUUCUUUUUAGAAGAAUGUGAGCCCUUCUAGCUUUGGUUUAGAGUGAUUCUAGAAGCCAAUUUCCUUGGCUUAGUGAUUCUAUGCACCUUUCCUAAACUUAGCUUUCUAAGGAAAUGAAGUGUAGCAGUGAGAAUGAAUUCACAAUUUCGACAUGUAGGUAGCAUCCUAAAGUGAAACCAGAGGAACUUUGUGGUCAAAGCACUCUCCCCACCACUUAGAAACUUACUGACUGUGGGCAGCUUCCUCCCCCAAGUUUCUUUCCCGAUUUACAAGACUGUGGUGUGGUCAGGAUUAAACUUGAAUACAUGUAAGGAAGUCUGAAAGUGUCUAACACAUAGCGAGUAUUCAGAUGCCACCUUCUAUUUGCUCCUUCGCCUCCAGGUCCUUAAGUUUUGGAAUCUAGGUUCCUCAGUUCUGAAUGGAUUGCCGUUUGUAUAUCCCUAUUGCACAAUGGAUCAAAUAAACUUUAUGUUAUCAUUUCUCCAACAUAGUGCCAGUAAGCAAAUCCUUUUUAAUAACAACUGUAUGUUGAGAAACAUAUCACCAAACAACAUUUAACUUUGUAGCGUUAAUAAGUUCUUUAGCUUUUGGUUUUGUUUUUGUUUUCUGAGACAGUGUCUUGAUCUGUCACCCAGACUGGCGUGCAAUGGUUCAAUUUUAGCUCACUGCAACCUCUAACUCCUGAGCUCAAGCUAUUCUCCCACCUCAGCCUCUCCAGUAGCUGGGACUACAGGUGUGCUCCACCAUGCCCAGCAAUUUUUUUUUUUUUUUGGUAGGGACAAGGUCUCACUAAGUUGCCCAGGCUGGUCUUCAAUUCAUGGCCUUAAGUGAUCCUCCUGCCUUGGCCUCCAAAAGUGUUGGAAUUACAGGCAUGAGCCACCACCCUUAACUUUAUGUGUUUGUUUUUUUGAUGCAGUAUAAGUUCAGCUUGCUUCUUAUGCAGCCAUACCAUUUCAUGUUAACUCUCAUUUUUAGCAGCUUAUUACAUUAGUGUUUUAUUAUUAAUAUAAUUUAACAGAAAUUUACUAAACCAUGACUCUGUAGAGUUUUAAUAAUACUACCUCCAAAUGUCACUGGAAACAUCUAGAAGAAUGAACAAAAAUGAUCUUAGAUCCACAGUGUAUCUGUUUGUCUUAGUUUCUACACAGGAUGUUCAGAUAUAUUCCAUUUCUUUAAAAAAAAAAAAUAUAUAUAUAUAUAUAUAUAUAUGGGCCUGGCGCAGUGGCUCACGCGUGUAAUCCCAGCACUUUGGGAGGCUGAGACAGGCAAAUCACCUGAGGUCAGGAGUUUGAGACUGGCCUGACCAACAUGGUGAAACCUCGUCUCUAUUAAAAUUACAAAAAUUAGCCGGGCGUGGUGGCGCAUGCCUGUAAUCCCAGCUACUUGGGAGGCUGAGGAAGGAGAAUCACUUGAACCUGGGAGGCAGAGGUUGCAGUGAGUCGAGAGCAUGCCAUUGCACUCCAGCCUUGGUGACAAGAGUGAAACUCCGUCUCAAAAAAAAAAAAAAAUAUGUAUAUGUGUAUAUAUAUAUAUAUAUAAAAUCCCACCAAAAGUCUGCAGAGUGACCAAAUUAGAGGAGUCUGGUUUCAGAUUAAAUUCUAAAUGUGAGAAACCACAUCGCUCCCAUGAUCCAUCCAAUAAUUCCUCAGGUCCUCUUCACUCUUUACUCCAUGCAUAAAACAGAAUUUUUUUUUUCUCAUCCUGGGUAUGAAGCAAUUAAUAAUUUAUGGAUUUAGUGUAUUUGGAUUCAAUCCCUUCAAACUUCAUACUACAUCCAAGGUGGAAGUGACUUAAACUCUGAUAUCAAUCAUCAGUCUUGUAAUACAGGCUUUGUUAAUGUCAGGAGAGUCUAAUAAAACUUUCUGUUCCUUA
Molecule: messenger RNA, 10622 nt
Organism: Symphalangus syndactylus (siamang)
Lineage: Eukaryota; Metazoa; Chordata; Mammalia; Primates; Hylobatidae
Gene: NRG1
Product: neuregulin 1
Biological process (GO): activation of transmembrane receptor protein tyrosine kinase activity; animal organ development; nervous system development
Molecular function (GO): protein tyrosine kinase activator activity; chemorepellent activity
Source: RefSeq, a predicted model, not a curated record